AUGGCGAUCCGCGCCUGUCAGCUGCCGCUGCAGGGCCUCCGUCCCUUGGCCUGCCUGCAUGCGGGCGGUCACUCCCUUGCGCUGCGCCGCUUCUCUGAACACACGCCCAGCAGCAGCAGCAGCAGCAGCAGCAGCACAGGCGGGCGAAUCGCAGCAGCAGCAGCACUUGGGGCCUUUGCUGCCUACAGCAGCUACUGGGAAUACCGCAGGCGCCGCAUUCUUCACCGGGACCUCCCAGCCCUUCGCAGGCAAUUCGAAGUGCCCUACGCUGACUUCUUAGCAGCAGAUCGCUUUUCUCUUGUUGCUGCUAAACGCAUGCGCUGUUCUGCUGCUGUGCGCAAAAGGGUCGCAGACGCUUUGCUGCAGGCCUGCGCCUCCAGCAGCAGCAGCAGCAGCAGCAGCAUUCCCGCAAGCAUCAGCAGCAGCAGCAGCAGCAGCAGCAGCAGCAACGGGGUAAAUCUGUGUUUUUCCUCGUCUCGUGUCUCUCAGUUGUGUUCUGCUGCAGCAGAAUUGCUGCGGCGUUUGGGUUUUUCUCGGGGUUGCGAUGCAGCGCAGCAGCUGCUGCUGCUGUCUUCUCGAGCUGCUGCAUGCGAAGUGAUGCAGCAGCGCCUGCGUGAAGUUAGAGACGAGCUCGCCUCCCCAGAGCUGCUGCAGCAGGAGCAGCAGCAGCAGAAGCGGCAGGAGAAACAGCAGCAGAAGGAGCAGCGGCAGCAGCAGCAGCAGCAGCAAGAGGAACAACCAAGUCGCGCUGAAGCUCUGGAGGAAAUAAACCAAAUGCUUGCAGCACUAUCUAAAGAGCACGCAGAGUAUGACGAAGCCAUAUCGCGGAUGAGCAGCAGCAGCAGCAACAGCAGCAGCAGCAGCAACAGCAGCAGCAGGAGGUGCUUGACAGCCGCAGAGUUUGUGGUGCGAGUGCUGCAGGCAGCUUCGCUGCUGCCGUUGCAGCAGCCAGCGUGGCGGUGGACUGUGGGGGAUUUGCUGUCAGUAGGGAACCUGCUUCCUCAAAAGGAGCAGCAGCAGCAGCAGCAGCAGCAGCGGGGUGAGAAGGGGCGGCAGCAGCAGGAGCUGGCAGCAGCAAAGCAGCUGCUGCUGCUGUGUCCCGAGUACAGUUCUUUGCUGUUCAUUCGCGAUGACCAGUCCGAAGCAGCUUCUGUCUUCAAGAGCGGAAUGAGUGAACACAGAAACACUUUAGAAAGAGCCAAAAGGAGGCAGUAA
This is a messenger RNA of Eimeria tenella, 1215 nucleotides long. RefSeq lists its product as uncharacterized. Lineage: Eukaryota; Apicomplexa; Conoidasida; Eucoccidiorida; Eimeriidae. The transcript is spliced from 2 exons. The coding region runs from base 1 to 1215 and encodes 404 amino acids. Gene Ontology annotation, molecular function: transcription cis-regulatory region binding. The record is from RefSeq and is a predicted model, not a curated record. Gene Ontology annotation, biological process: regulation of transcription by RNA polymerase II. Gene Ontology annotation, cellular component: nucleus.